AUGGAUGGGCUUUGCUUCCCGUGCCCAAGUCGCCCUCCUGGAAUCGAUGGCCCUUCUGAGGGACAUAGAUCUCAGCGGGAGCCUCGCUCCUCACAGGCCCUCCAGAGAGAUUUAUGGGGCACUCUGUGCUCUCCUGGGACACCUGGGCCACCAAAGCACGCGAGGAUCCCUGCACUAAAGCCCCACGGCAGCUGCCCUAGUUUAUUUGUGCAAUCCGCUCAUCUACAAACAGGGCAAGACAAAGGAUUUCUGAGCACUGGGGACCAAGCAGCAAAAGGAAACUAUGGCCUCCUUGAUCUAAUUCAAGCUUUGCGAUGGACUAGUGAAAAUAUUGGGUUCUUUGGUGGUGACCCAUUAAGAAUAACUGUUUUUGGAUCUGGGGCAGGCGGUUCAUGCGUCAAUCUCUUGACUUUAUCCCAUUAUUCUGAAGGUAACCGUUGGAGCAAUUCAACCAAAGGACUUUUUCAAAGAGCAAUAGCUCAAAGUGGAACGGCUCUCUCCAGCUGGGCAGUUAGCUUUCAGCCUGCAAAAUAUGCCAGGAUGUUGGCUACAAAAGUUGGUUGCAACAUGUCAGACACUGUAGAACUGGUGGAAUGUCUGCAGAAGAAGCCUUACAGAGAACUUGUCGACCAGGACAUCCAACCAGCAAGAUACCACAUAGCCUUUGGACCAGUAAUCGACGGCGACGUGAUACCGGACGACCCUCAGAUCCUGAUGGAGCAGGGAGAGUUCCUCAACUAUGACAUCAUGCUGGGAGUUAACCAGGGGGAAGGGCUGAAGUUUGUUGAAAACAUUGUGGAUAGUGAAGAUGGCAUAUCAGCCAGCGAUUUUGACUUUGCGGUUUCUAAUUUCGUCGAUAACUUAUACGGAUACCCCGAAGGCAAAGAUAUACUGAGGGAAACUAUUAAAUUUAUGUACACAGACUGGGCAGACCGGCACAACCCCGAGACCAGAAGGAAAACGCUGCUGGCUUUGUUCACUGAUCACCAGUGGGUUGCACCAGCAGUGGCCACAGCAGAUCUUCACUCAAAUUUUGGAUCGCCUACGUACUUCUAUGCCUUCUACCAUCAUUGCCAGACAGAUCAGGUACCUGCAUGGGCAGAUGCAGCCCAUGGAGAUGAGGUUCCUUACGUACUAGGAAUCCCCAUGAUUGGUCCUACUGAGCUAUUUCCUUGUAAUUUCUCCAAAAAUGAUGUCAUGCUAAGUGCAGUGGUGAUGACGUACUGGACAAACUUUGCAAAGACUGGUGACCCAAAUCAACCAGUGCCGCAAGACACAAAAUUCAUCCACACAAAACCAAAUCGUUUUGAAGAAGUAGCAUGGACCAGAUAUUCUCAGAAAGACCAGCUGUAUCUUCACAUUGGAUUAAAACCACGAGUUAAAGAACACUAUAGGGCCAAUAAAGUGAACCUUUGGUUGGAACUGGUACCUCAUCUGCACAAUCUUAACGACAUUUCACAGUAUACCUCUACCACAACUAAAGUGCCAUCGACUGAUAAUACUUUCAGACCCACAAGGAAAAAUUCUGUUUCAGUUACUUCAGCCUUUCCUACAGCCAAACAAGACGAUCCCAAACAGCAGCCAAGCCCAUUUUCAGUGGAUCAAAGGGACUACUCAACAGAGUUGAGCGUUACUAUUGCAGUUGGCGCAUCUUUGCUGUUCCUGAACAUUUUGGCCUUUGCAGCGUUGUACUACAAAAAGGACAAGAGGAGACAUGAUGUCCACAGGAGAUGUAGCCCACAACGUACCACUACCAAUGAUCUCACCCAUGCACAAGAAGAGGAGAUAAUGUCCCUCCAAAUGAAGCACACUGACUUGGAUCAUGAAUGUGAGUCCAUCCAUCCACAUGAGGUGGUUCUUAGGACCGCCUGUCCCCCAGACUACACGCUAGCUAUGAGAAGGUCUCCUGAUGAUAUCCCCUUAAUGACACCCAACACCAUCACAAUGAUCCCCAACACUAUACCAGGGAUUCAGCCCCUACACACAUUCAACACAUUUACUGGAGGACAGAACAAUACUCUGCCCCAUCCUCAUCCCCACCCCCAUUCACACUCAACAACCAGGGUAUAGCCAGACAAGACGAAACAAACUUUUAUUUUUUGAUGGAUUACAGUAGGUGAUAUUACUGAAGAUUACUUGGCUUUCAACCAACAAGACUCUUACUAUUUAAAUAUGGAGGAAUAUUAUGUGAAUAUACAUAUCAAGAACAUUUGGGGUUUUGAAAAAAAUGAAUUGUACAUAUAUCAAAUGAACUUAAGAAACAAACAAAACAAAAGAAAAAAAGAAACAAAAAACAAAAAAACCCAACUGUUUGCAAUUGCUUGAAGCAGUUGUCCUGAAUGAUACUUUUUCAUUCACAUUCAAGUAUUAAUUUUUUGAAGAUUUAAGUUACAUAAUGGAAUUAGGCAUGUGCAACACAAACAGGAAAGAACUAUGACUGAAAAUUUUAAAAACCUAUAAAUAUGCACAAGGGACACACUAAUGGAAUGUCAGAUAAUUUUCACCAAUUUUUAUUUGGACCUGUUUUCUUGUGUAGACCAUAUUUACAUAUUUGAAUAAGUACACAAAGCACCAAUGCUGUUAAGGCCUUAGAAAGGGGCUCAUGCUGAAAUCUGCCAGUCAGAGAAGUUUUACAGCCUGGCAGGUACAACAUUAUCACAUAAGUGCUGUCAGUAUAAAAGUUGUGGGAAUAAAGGAAACUGGAUAUUUUUAGCACGAUGUGCAUGAUAAUUUAUAUGCUUGGUGGCUGUGCUGCUGAUUAAGCCGUAAUUAAAAUUCUUCUCAUCCCAUUGGAGUUUUUAAUAGAAGCUUUCUCCAUCAAUUGGCACAACCUAAAGAAGUUUUUUAAAGGGGCAAAAGUAAUUACAGUAAAAUAUUUCAUGGUAGCUUCCGAAAAAGAAGGGAUUGCAACAGUUCUUAAAGGUAUUUAUGGCAUUCUAGGUAUACAGUGGUGGACCCUCACUGAUAUGAAUCCCAGACAAAAAAAUGUAUACUAUUAAUGUUCUUUUUCCUUUCCACCCAAAUAAUUUCUGACUUUGAAAUAACUAUAACUUUAAUGGAAUCUCCUUUGAUGAAAGAUUUAUAAUUUGCUGUGAUUUAGUUUCAGAGUAUUUUGUUCAAACUGAUGAGGUAAAGUGUGUCCAAAAAUUUAAUUGCAAUGACAUUUUGCCAUUUAAAAUUGCCCCAAUAUUACCGCUCUGAUUACACCUUUCAGUUUAUUGUUUCAACUCAUGUUGCAUGUUACAAAGUUUACUUAUAAUACUUUAAUAUAAUGUUAAUUCCCUUUUUGCUAUACAUUAGCUUUGUCAUUCCAAUUAAUUCUCUAGACCAGAUGGCAAGAGUGUAGAAAAAGAGGGUAUAUGAGAACGGGGAGAGAGCCAACAACUGGAAAUUUAAAAAUCUGGAUACUACAUAUGUUUGUGUGAUUUGAAGUGAAUGUUCUAAAAUCACAAGAAAUUUUUCAUUCCCCUGUUGCUUUCCAGUAAUUCUAUACCAUGGUCCUUUCAAAACGUUUGUAUAUGUAAUCAGAUGUACAUUUAUAUAAAAGAAAUAAUUGAGAUGGACUUAAGAGCACAUCCCUGAUAAAUACUUUCUCUCUUACCUGUACUAUAUUUCUAUUAGACUAAAGUUAUGUGAUUUUUUUUUACAUUUUUUCAAAUUACUAGCAAUUUUGAUAGUUUGUAAGAUAAUGCGAAGAACUUUCUCUGACAAACUAACUGCAGUAACAGAAACAUUUCUUUUCAGUUACUCUUUUUCAAGAAUGAAAGCUUAUUACACACAAAAAUUGUAUACUACUUGAUGGAAAAUUACUUUGUAUUUCUUGGCCAUAUUACUGGUCACUGAGUGAAAUAAAGAUAAUCUGGAUAACGAAUAUUAUUCCAAUGUUAAGAGACCUGAUCUUUGCUCAUUAAAGAGCUAAAAUGUUUAUUGCUGUUUUGUCAUUUUUUAAUGAAGUAAUGGUAACUGUCUCAAAUAAAGAGUAAUAUCUUAAGACCAGUCUGGUUUUUGAAGACAUGAGGGUGCCUUCUACAAUUAAUAAAACUGCAUAUUUGUAGGCCAGCCCCACCACAGCUAUUUCUUACAGAAAUAUUGACAUUGUGACUGUCAUCACAUGCAAAUCUCCUCCAGAUUUCAGAAAUGAGUUAAAAAUGCAAUAUUGACACCAAAAAAAAAGGCAAGGAACAGGCCUAAUUGAAAUAAAUCUGCAAUAUUCCAUGAUGAGAACAAAAAUAACUCACCUGGGUUUUUUUGGGUGAUUGAACUUUUAUUAUAAAAGAUUGCUGAGAAGUUUAAAGUAUGUUUGCUAACAUCGAGCAUAGACAUUAAAAAUAAAGCUGAAACCAAAAUAAAUACUGCAAUUUCAGUUAUUUUACAUCCCUAUUUAACAACAACAACAACAAAAAAACCCCAAAAAACAAAAUAAAAAACCCCAAACAUGUACUUAGUACUUGUUACAGUCCCCAGUUUCAAAUUAAAGUCUUUUUGUAGAAGCAUAAAAAAUAGUCUUCAAAAUCCAGGGCGGUCUGUGUGCAAUUUCUGCCUGAUGUGGUUGUGCUUUUAGACUGUGACCUGCCAAUGUAAACCAAUAAAAAGAAUUGUCUGCCAUCUGAUAAUUAUUGUUUAAUAAGAAGAUUGUAUUUUGCUAUGUUGAUGAAACAAAACAAAAAAAAAAAUACAAAAAUAUUGAUGGCCAUAAAACAAGAUAUUAAUGAAAUAUGAUUUUAUGUGCUUUUCUUAACUUUAUCAAAACCAAAAUAACUUUCUACUAUAGUUUCUUUGUGGCCAUAUAUCUAUAUAUCUCUAUAUAUACAGUAUCUGGUAAUUGUUUACUUUUAUUAGUUACAAAAUAAAUGAUUUAGGUAAACCAAGCAUGACACUACACUUUAUUUCUGUCAGCCAAUAGUAUUUAAAAUGUGAAAGAUGAAGGCAACAACACAAAUUUUGUCACUCCUGUUUGAGAAAAAAAAAGUCCAUUCCUGUGAUGCAGAUACUGUGAAUGAUAUUUUAGUGGCUACUUUAUACUGAUAUUACAGCAGCUGGCUUUCCAAAAGUAAGAUGGUGUCCCACGUUUUAACACAACAUUGAGAAAGAGCAAGAGAUGUUUUAAAGCUGAAACGAAAAGAUAAGAAAUGGUUUUGGAAUAUCUUCAUGUGCUUCAUGGAAUAUAAGUUUGUUCUUUUCAAAAUAUUUUAUCUAUUUGAUUUGUUUGUCAUGGUAGCAUACACAAAAGCAAAACUGAGUGUGAUAUUUGAUUUCUUGUAUCAUCCUUGGACCAGAUUUCCAAUAAAAUUAGGAUAUCAGUCAGUCUUUGGAAGUUCAGUAAAAAUAUAAAGAGCCUGCAUUUAUUGAUUUCACACUUUUGUAAAUAUGUUUGCAGACCUUUUUAAGAAAAUGUAUUCUACCAUUUUGAGAAAAAAAAAAUAACAAUGGAAUCAUUGUCUCGUUUAUCUAUUGAAAUUACAGGCAAUAUAAUGUGCUGUGCUGACAUUUCUAGGAGAAAUAAAACCGAUAAAAAACGCA
Agelaius phoeniceus (red-winged blackbird) is the source of this 5520-nucleotide messenger RNA. Lineage: Eukaryota; Metazoa; Chordata; Aves; Passeriformes; Icteridae. The record is from RefSeq and is a predicted model, not a curated record.